Magallana angulata is the source of this 2673-nucleotide messenger RNA. RefSeq lists its product as uncharacterized. The record is from RefSeq and is a predicted model, not a curated record. The coding region runs from base 365 to 1699 and encodes 444 amino acids. The transcript has 2 exons. Lineage: Eukaryota; Metazoa; Mollusca; Bivalvia; Ostreida; Ostreidae.
AUGUUUUCUAUCUCCCCCAUUGAUCAGCGCUAUUGAUCAGAGAGCCUGGUCGAUUGCUUCACGGUCCAGUGAUGAUGGACCUACAUACAGUCCCGGGAUACACAAGUCAAGCUUCACACUUGGUGGCAUAAAUCGGGAACGCCCUGUUUUCAACAAGAACGCGGUAGUUAAUUCCACUAGAGUACCCAUCGCUGAAUGGACUGCCGUCGUCUAAAUAAUUCAGAACAAACCCUGGGUGCCAUGCCUGAGUGACGCUGAAUAAGAUCCCAGUCGUGACGUUGGCAUUUUUUCUGUUUAAACAAGAAUGUCUGCCUGAACAUGGAUCCAUGUUUCUAAAAUGGCGUGAAUUUUCUGACUAAAGAUCAUGAUGGACAGAAAAGACAAACGGACCCCUGUGAUGGACAUAUUUCCUGGGGAGGGGGAGCAGAAAGAGCAGAAAGUCCGGACACAGAUCAAGAAGUUUGAGGAGAAAGCCCGUCUUAACUUUAACAAGAGCCGUCCCGCCCCCCAGCCCCCGGGCCGGUCAUUCGCCCUCCCUAAGAUCGGCAACUACCAGCCCAAGUCCUUGAUACUAUCUAACUACAAAAGUAAGGAUGAAAAUAAAACGGACUUCCAGAAACUAAAUGACAAGGAUGAACUUGUUGAAGAACCAAAGAAGUACAUGAUAAUUGGUGAUAAGGACACACCCAUCACAAUCCAUCAAUCAUCGGAUAUCAUAGACACGCCCCCAGAGAAUGAAUUCUUCCCACGAUUCGGCUCCGACAAUCCAGUGUAUGAACCGGAGGAAACACCCACCAUCGCUGCUGAAAACGAUUCAAUGCUAGAUUUCGAGAAAACUAGCAAAAACCCUCUGUUCGGUGAAAACGUAGACGAUAUUUUAUCUCAACAGACUGAAUCCGGUGAUGUUGAAAUGAUAGACGAGAUUUCAGUAAUUGAUACCAAACCCACACACAAGAAAAGACCGGCGCCCCCUCCCCCAGUUCUAGCCUCGCCAAAACUAGAGGCUGAGGAGGAAUACCCCGCCCCGGACUACGAGCCCGAACCCGACUAUGAUGACGACGAAACGGCGAAAAAAGUCUAUCCGCCAUCACUCAACUCGAAUGCGCUGCGGCCACCAACGGAACGAGAGAUGGAAGGGGACGACUUCUCCAAAUAUUUACACGACAGUGAGGACGAGGAUUAUUUCUCAGACCACACGUACACGUGGAGGAACAAGAUCAAAUAUAAGCGGAAAAACCCGCCAAAUCGUCCGGUGUCGCAUCCCGGGAAAAAGAAAGACGGUCAUUCGAAAUCCAAACCAACUCAAGUGAAAUCCUCCAGUCUGAAUAAAGUCCCUGAAGAAGAUAUGGGACGGAGAACAAUUCGUGACUUUAGUUAUACUGAUUGUAAAAUUGGUUAUGAUGAUAGAACAGUGAAAAGUACUACCGCUAUGGGGCGCUACAUGAAGCGCGGGAAAGACCGACUUCCGCUUCAGCAGGUAAGCACUGGAUCAUACGAGGACUUUCUAAGAAGUCGUUACAACGAGAAUGGCAGCAACGGAAGCGCUGAUAGUGGACACGAAACGGGGGACGAUUUUGAUAUGAACGCGGAAUUAUUCAGAAAGAGUCAACCCAAACAACUAAGAAACAAUAAACAAACUAUGUGGGAGAAGUUGACCUGGCGAUUUAAACGGAAUUCCAGGGGCUAUGCAAUGACUUAAUAUUGAGAUUCUAUCAUAUAUGGAGAAUGCUGAAUUGUUUUUUAUUUUUUGAACACUUUUACUGUCAAAGUGUCAGUGCUAUUUAGAUCCCCCGUCGGAUAACGUCGGAUUGCCAGAACAAGGUUGCUUUAUGUGAUAAUUCUUUUGAAUAUACAUGUACCAUGUUAAGAUUCCUAUAGUGCAGCUUUGAAUUUUAUCAUGGUCAUGAUUUAGGUAAAUUAUUAGCGUGAAAAGAAAUGGUAUAUUUACAUUGUUCCCGAUGAUGUUUUGUGGUCGUUAAUAUUUGUAUGUUCACGUUUUACUGAGGUAUACCAUAUAAUCUACAAACAACUCUUUAAAAUAAACCAACAACAAACAAUUGCUUCAAAACGCAAGGUUAAUGAAUUUAUUCAGAUACAGGAACGCUAUUCUUUGUGACAUAUGCCGGUUAAUGAAACUUGUAAAACUGCUCGUUCUCUGUAAAACGUGCAGCAUUUCCUCUCCUGUACAACCAUCUUGAAAUUCAUCAUUCAUACUUGGUUCCGUUGUGAUAGAAACUUUAAUUUGUUACCAUUGAUAAGCUUACGAAAGUUAGUGUUUAGCGAGAGGGUGUUUUUAUGUGCAAUAAUAUUCAACCAAUGAUUCCAAGGUAACCACAUUUAUAAUCUGCUAUCACGUGACUCUCGUCCAUUGACGACCUAGAUGUUGUACCACUUGCGUAUCUUGUUUUACAUGUACAUAUAAUUACAUGACUGCAUAAUUCCUACUUUAUGUUUUUGAAACACUAUUGUACAAACAUAGUUCGAUGACAAUGAUUGUGUAUAUAUAAGUAAACGUGUCUGACUGUAAACUAAUAUGUUUCGCAAUAACUGCUGUAUUGGUUUAUCAAAGGGCCAUAAUUGUAAACAAACCGUGAUAUUUUGAUACGAUAAAGUCAUAUAUAAAGUAUAUUUAAGAUAUUCCUUAUAAUAAAAUAUUGAAUGGAAAAUAAGAAA